Rodentolepis nana is the source of this 1371-nucleotide messenger RNA. NCBI's taxonomy places the organism in Eukaryota, Metazoa, Platyhelminthes, Cestoda, Cyclophyllidea, Hymenolepididae. The record is from the annotation of a GenBank genome assembly.
AUGUCUUUUGGGGAUGAUGAUAUGUUCAUUGAUGAUGUUGACCUCUCAGUAACCUAUUCAUCAGAUGAAAACUCCGAACCGGACGUGAAUCUCGAAAAUCAAUACUACAACGCCAAGUCACGCAAGGAUGAUAAUCCUGAUGCUGCUAUCGAUGAAUUCAAAAAAGUUCUCGAACUUGAGGCAGAGAGUGGAACUAAGGGUGAUUGGGGUUUCCGUGCACUUAAGCAAAUGAUUAAACUUCAGUUCCGUCUUGGUUUAUACAACGACAUGAUGGAAAACUAUCGUAAUCUUCUCACUUAUAUCAAAUCUGCAGUAACUCGUAACACCUCUGAGAAGUCUAUUAAUUCAAUUCUUGACUAUGUGUCUACCUCGAAGCAAAUGAAUAUUCUCCAGAAUUUCUACACUACAACUCUUAAUGCCUUAAAAGAUGCUAAAAAUGAUAGGCUAUGGUUUAAGACGAACUCGAAAUUGGGAAAGUUAUUCCUUGAACAGAGUGACUAUGUACAACUUCAACGGAUCAUUCGUGAACUUCGGGAGUCAUGUUUAACAGAGACUGGUGAAGAAGAUCUCAAAAAGGGUACCCAGUUGUUGGAGAUCUACGCUCUGGAAAUCCAAAUGUAUACCGCUCAAAAGAAUAACAAAAAACUCAAGCAUUUGUAUGACAAAUCCCUUCAAAUUAAAUCAGCCAUUCCUCAUCCUCUGAUUAUGGGAGUUAUAAGGGAAUGUGGAGGGAAAAUGCAUAUGAGAAUGGAGAACUAUCAAAGUGCCCAUUUGGACUUUUUUGAGGCUUUUAAGAACUACGAUGAGUCUGGGUCUCCGAGACGAACUCAGUGUUUGAAAUACCUUGUUCUUGCGAGCAUGCUUGCAAAAACUGGUAUUAAUCCAUUCGAUUCUCCGGAAACGAAACCCUACAAAAAUGACCCACAAAUCCUCGCGGUUACAAAUCUAGUAACUGCUUAUCAACAAAACGACGUGAAGGCAUUUGAACGAAUCCUUCAUGAAGAUCAGGAAUCCAUUAUGGGUGAUGAGUUUAUCCGUGAGCAUAUUGUGAACCUUGUGCGCAACUUCCGAACAGAAAUGUUGACUCGUCUAUUACGACCUUACUCCAGGGUUCGCCUAAGUUUUGUUGCUAAGUCCCUGGAUAUCGGUCUAGGACCUAAAGAAGUUGAAAAUCUCCUAGUUGAAUGCAUUCUAGAUGGGAAUUUGAAGGCUUACAUUGAUCAAGCUGAGCAGGUUCUCAUCCUUUCCCCUCAACCAACCACAGAUGGUAAACCUGAAGUUUCGCGAUAUGAGGCGAUUAAUCAAUUGUCUAAUAAUUUGGCAAAUCUCAUGAAUCUGGUUACCACGCAUUCUGGAAUUAUCUCUUCAUAA